This is a messenger RNA of Camellia sinensis, 1581 nucleotides long. RefSeq lists its product as uncharacterized. Gene Ontology annotation, cellular component: nucleus; chromosome, centromeric region. Gene Ontology annotation, biological process: maintenance of meiotic sister chromatid cohesion; meiotic sister chromatid segregation. The record is from RefSeq and is a predicted model, not a curated record. NCBI's taxonomy places the organism in Eukaryota, Viridiplantae, Streptophyta, Magnoliopsida, Ericales, Theaceae.
UAGGCUUGGGAUUUGCUGCGGAAGGCCGUGCGGUUCCCGAACCUCCCAACUCUUUUCAAUUAUAUCCUCCUCUGUUUUCAAUUCAUCCCGUAGUAGCUUCAGAGAGAGAAAUGAAAUCGAGAAUUCUAGAGAGAGAUAGAGAGAAGUAGAUUUAAGGGUUUGUCUCGAUGUCGGUCACCGAAGGGUUCUUCGUUCUUGGUUCAGAGAACAGCCUCGUUGGAGAUAAGCCUAAAGUAGAGAAAACAGCUAAGGGCUCUUUUGGAAGUGUGGCAAGGAAGAGACUUGGCGACAUAAGCAACUUGCCACAGCAAACUAAGCCAUUGUCUCAAGUUGACAAGGAACUAUUAGUUUCAAAUACUACAAAAGAGUACAUUGAACAGCUUCAAAAGGAAAAUGUGGCAUUGAUGAAGCUUUUAGUGGAUAGAAAUAAAAUCCUUGAAUUGAGUGGAAUUGAGUUACAGAAACUUAGAGUCAAUUUGCAGAAACUGCAGCAACAGAAUUCACAACUCGCUCAAGCAAAUAGCCAGAUGCUAGUGGAACUUAAUUCAGGAAAAGAUAGGACCUCUAAUUCAUUUCAGCUCAAAGUACUACAUCAUGAGCUUGGAUGCAAAAACGGUUUGCUCAAAGCAAGAGGACUUGAACUGGAGGAGAAAGCAAAAAUAAGAACAAGUAAAAAAUUGGACAAUCAGGUGCGAACUUGCAAGUCUGAGGAGGCCAGGGAGUCCUUUGAAGCAGAUAGAGCUGAAAAUAAACCUCGUAAUACCAACAAGAUUGGGAAGCAGCAAUCAAAAAGUUUGGGCCCCCCUUCUGUGAAACAAGUUCUAUUGAGGGACAAAACUGAGAGUAAUAGCAGCGUGGGUUUGAGAAGGAAAUCUGCUAGAUUUAAAUCUGAAGAACCAGAGCCUACUGGAGACGUGUCUGAGAUAGACGAUGCAAAAACUGAGAACAAAAGCAGGGUUUGUUUGAGAAGGCAAUCUGCUAGAUUUAAAUCUGAAGAACCAGAGUCUACUGAAGAUGUGUUUGAGAUAGAUGAUGCAAAAUUUCCUGCAUGUUCUCUGCACGAUGAUCAAAUGCAGGAAGAUGGUUCACCUUCCAUGUGUUUGUUGGUCAAAAAAAUUGAUAAAGAAGUCAAUAGUGACUCAAGUGAUGAAACUCUUGUACUUCAAAGGUCAUCUAUUGGAAGGCCUUUGCGUCUAGCAGCCAAAAAGGUUCAGUCCUACAAGGAAACUCCACUUAACAUGAAAAUGCGGAGACUCGAGUGAGUCAGUUUUUUUUCUUUUCUAGGCCAACCCUGCCCUUCGGGGGCAAUUAAGUAGCAGAAAGGCGUAAGACUCUUCACCUUUGACUGUUUUCAUUUCUCUUUCAAAGUUGUUUCUUGCUCACUCUUAUGUAGAUUUCUUUUGGCUGUUGACCCAAUGUAUGUUUGAAACUAGAGUGUAUCUUACUCAGUCAUCUGCGGAUGAUAACUAGAAAUACUGAAGUGGACAGGUUUAUAUGAUUGUGUUGUAAUUUGUUGGACUGCGGUUUUCGUAGCUAAAUACUGAGUUAAGUGAUGAAUGAAAUGCUGAAUUGAUUUUGCAA